Messenger RNA from Anolis sagrei ordinatus, 3802 nucleotides. It is a transcript of the gene ADAMTS4, whose product is annotated as ADAM metallopeptidase with thrombospondin type 1 motif 4. Gene Ontology annotation, cellular component: extracellular matrix. Gene Ontology annotation, biological process: proteolysis; extracellular matrix organization. The record is from RefSeq and is a predicted model, not a curated record. Gene Ontology annotation, molecular function: metalloendopeptidase activity. Lineage: Eukaryota; Metazoa; Chordata; Lepidosauria; Squamata; Anolidae.
GGGGGAAACCCAUACGUUUGUUGCCCAUCACACAACUCUUCGCUUGCGUCUUUGUGCAUAAAAAAAAAUCAUCCCUCCGUCCAGCCAAUCAAGAGGAGCCAAAAAAGAGCUAUUAAAAGGAGCAGUGCUGGAGAGAGACACAGAUCCAUAGGCAGCCUUUGCUCGUAAAAUUCCGAAAAAGUCCCAACGGAUUACUAAACAAAGAUUAAACCACUGGAAUCGCAUUCAUUUCUGCCUGGGCUUUCCCCCACUUUGUUCUCAGCCCUUCAAAUAUACAGAUAGAUAGCUUUCUGUGUCUUGAAACUGGACAAAAAGCGUGGAAAGAGCAGUGAUAAAGGCGCAACUUCAUCCUUUUACACUGAGAUUCAGAAGACAGCUUUUCCUUCCGAGUGUGCGGAAAAGAAGACUUUUGGAAGGAAAGGACUUGGCAAGAAGAGGAGAAGGAAAAUAAACCCAGCCAUUCAAUUCUGGAAAGAGGAUUUGGAUUGUUCCUUUCUAAGAAACAGUAAAGCAAACCAUCAGCUUCAAUCUCAAGCAUCAAUCUGACGGGAGGCUCUACUUUUCUGUGGCUCUAAAUCCCGAAUUUUGAGCUGUCCGCUAUCUGAAUUCGUCCUUUGCAUCCUUUCUUUCGACACUGAACGUCAAGUGUUUAUUUCCCCCUCCUUAAAAUUAACUUCCUCCUCUAAAACCAUUACACGUCUGUUGUCGGAUCCCUUUUUUCCCCAACUUCGAAUUUGAUUUGUAUGCCACUGGUCCUCAAUGUUUCUUCUCUUGCUUGCCACCUGUUGUAAUCUGGUUGCGGCCGUGGACGACCGGCCUCGUUUUGGCAGCUAUCAAGAGGAAAUCGUGUUUCCGGAAAGGACGAAUGCCUCUAGCAAUCCGGGCAAAGGUGGCAUCUUUGACAAUAGCCUCGACGGCAACAGCAACAGCAUGCUCCCCAAGGAACGGCUCUCCUAUCACUUCCGAGCGUUUGGCAAAGAUUUUGUGCUCGAUUUAGAGAAAGACGGCAGCUUUGUCACAGAAGGCUUGAUGGUGCAAUAUUUGGGCAAGUCGAGGGAAGGAGUCAACGGCCUGCUUGAGCAAGGAACCUACUUCACCGGGACGGUGAAUUCGGACUCUGAAUCGAUCGCCGCCAUUCAUUACAAUGGGGCCUCUCUGCUGGGGGUGCUGCAGUAUCAGGGUGCCGAGUACCAUGUGCAGCCCUCCAACACGAAAGGAGAAACCGGGGCCCACGUGGUGAGAAGGAAAGUCCUGGAGAAAAGCGACGGACCCAUGUGCGGAGUGGGAUCCCCGAUGCACGACAACAUGCCAACCCUAAGAGACGGGCACUUCCUUAACACAAAAGAGUCCCCGAGGAGAGCAAAGCGGUUUGCAUCCAUCCCGCACUUUGUGGAGACCUUGGUGGUGGCGGACGAGGAGAUGGUGCGUUUCCAUGGGGCUGGCCUGAAGCCUUACUUGCUCACCAUCAUGGCAGCAGCGGCCAAGUUCUUCCGCCAUCCCAGCCUCAAGAACCCUGUCAAUUUGGUGGUGACCAAGAUGGUCGUGAUCGGAGAAGCCGGGGACGGGUUGCAGGUGUCGUCCAACGCUGCCGAGACGCUCAGGAACUUCUGCGCUUGGCAGAAAGGCCUCAACAAAGCCAGCGACAAGGACCCUGAGCAUUUCGACACAGCCAUUCUCUUCACCAGGCGGGAUCUCUGUGGGCGCUCCAGCUGUGGCACUCUAGGCAUGGCGGACGUUGGCACCGUAUGCGACCCAACACGCAGCUGCUCCAUUGUUGAAGACGACGGACUCCAGUCGGCCUUCACCGCCGCACACGAACUGGGACAUGUCUUUAACAUGCUCCAUGAUGAUGAUAAGCACUGCAGAGAGCUGAACCACCAGAGCAAGUCUCGACAUAUGAUGGCUUCGGUCAUGACCCCUGUUGACCCCAAUGAGAUGUGGUCUCCCUGCAGCGGGCGUUUCAUCACGGACUUCCUAGACAAUGGCCAUGGUUCCUGCCUUUUAGACAAGCCACACGAACCCCUGAGCCUGCCCGCUGUCUUCCCUGGCAGCAGUUACGACGUUGACCAGCAGUGCCAGCUGAGCUUUGGGCCCGAUUCGCGCCAUUGUCCCAACAUGCAGCUGCCCUGCUCCUCGCUGUGGUGCACCGGCCGCAUCAAUGGACAAUUCAUGUGCCAGACGAAAUACUUCCCGUGGGCCGACGGGACGCCUUGUGGGGAAGGCAAGAGCUGUAUGAGUGGCCAAUGCAUCAGCAAAGUCGAGCUGAAGGCAUAUAAUAUCCCUACCCACGGAGGAUGGGGCCGCUGGGGUCCGUGGGGCGACUGCUCACGCACCUGUGGAGGGGGAGUGCAAUACUCCACUCGCGAAUGCAACAAACCUGUCCCACGCAACGGGGGCAAAUACUGCGAGGGGAAACGCACACAGUAUCGCUCCUGCAAUGUCCAGGAUUGCCCUGAUGGGAAUGCCUUGACAUACCGGGAGCAGCAAUGCGCAGUCUACAACCACCGAACGGACAUGUUCAAAGACUAUCCUGCCCCUAUGGAUUGGGUGCCUCGCUAUAGCGGUGUGGCUCAACGGGACCAAUGCAAGCUGACCUGCCAAUCCCAUGCGCUGGGCUAUUACUAUGUCCUUGAACCAAAGGUUGCUGACGGAACGCCCUGCUCUCCCGAAUCCAGCUCUGUCUGUGUCCAGGGACGUUGCAUCCACGCUGGCUGCGACCGUGUCAUUGGCUCCAAAAAGAAGUUUGACAAAUGCAUGGUCUGUGGGGGAGACAACUCGGCAUGUGCCAAGAUCUACGGUUCCUUCACCAAACCCCAGUACGGCUACAACGACGUGGUCACCAUCCCUGCAGGAGCGACUCACAUCCUGAUCCGCCAGAGCAGCGGCUCUUCCUCUGCCAGUGACGGGAUCUACCUGGCUCUCCGCCGCCGGGAUAACUCUUACGCUCUCAACGGAAACUACGUCCUCGUGCCCUCCGAGCAGGAUGUCCACCUGCAGAGCAGAUCCGUCCUUCGCUACAGCGGGGCCACCAAGGCCGUGGAGACAAUCGUGGGCCGUGGGCCACUGAAGGAGCCCUUGACGUUGCAGGCCUUGGUGGUGACGGACCAGAAGACCCCGCGCUUAAAGUACACCUUUUUCGUCCCCAAGGCACCAAAGAGACUCUCGAACCAGUGGCUGAAACAGAAAGCCCGCAUCUUAGAGGUCCUACGGAACCGACGAGGCCACCAAUAGGCCCUCCAAGGAUGCUCUAAUUGGAGACCCUCCGAGGUUCCUGUUUAGGUGUCCUUGUUGAUGUGGCAGAACUGCAACACCACAACCUCUGCGAGGAACUCUUAAGACAUUCGAACUGCUAACAAAUGGGUACCACGAUGGUCUCUGCUCUAGAGCUGUUGGUGCCUCAGGAUCUUCUCAGGAGGACCAAGGGGGGAUUCUGGGGGAAAGAAUGAGCAAGCCAAGUUGCUUAUAUGGCCAACCCUGUCUGUCUCUCUUGGGGCAUGCGCCCAUUACCUGUCAACUGGUAGUGAGCCUAUUAACUCCACAGGGGUUUCUUAAGCCAGGGAUCUUGAGGUGGUUUUGCCUCGGAAAUUCAUUGUUGCUCUCCUAUCCAAGCACUAACCAAGGUUGACCAUGCUUAGCUUUCAAGAGGUGGGAGGAUCUGUUACCUUUAGGGUUUCGAGGCCUUAUAGGUGAUGGAUCAGACUCCGGAGAGGAAUCUUGUGAGAAGAAAGGCCUCUGGUUCCAAGUUUUGGGAAUGGCAAAAUGGAAGAAAGAAAGAAAGAAAGAAAGAAAGAAAGAAAGAAAG